Apis laboriosa (Himalayan honeybee) is the source of this 3202-nucleotide messenger RNA. RefSeq names its product transcription factor Sox-21-B-like. Gene Ontology annotation, biological process: regulation of DNA-templated transcription; cell differentiation; anatomical structure morphogenesis. Gene Ontology annotation, molecular function: RNA polymerase II cis-regulatory region sequence-specific DNA binding; DNA-binding transcription factor activity, RNA polymerase II-specific. The record is from RefSeq and is a predicted model, not a curated record. Bases 905 to 1888 code for a protein of 327 amino acids. NCBI's taxonomy places the organism in Eukaryota, Metazoa, Arthropoda, Insecta, Hymenoptera, Apidae. The transcript is spliced from 2 exons.
GUAUCCACCGUCCGCCAUGUCGACGGGGGAGCCAAUCGUGGGUGUCCAUUAGCCGUGGGACGUGGUGGGAGAGGAGAAACAUCCCUGGUUGGCCGAUCCCUGUCUCCCCGCGGGACUCGCCGCGCUCCCGAUUCCUCCCUGCCUCGUCCCAGACUCGACGUCAGAGAGGGUCCUGACGGAUCCUUGCCAGUCCUCGUCACGGUAUCAAUCACACAGCUUCUCACCGCGGGUCUCGCUCCUGUGUCCUUCGUCCGUGCUUCGUCUCCAUCCAUCAGUGUGCCGCACCACCGGCUGGAAUUCUGAGAAUUCUCUCGGAAUCGGAGAAUGGAAGAGGGCCCCGAGGAGAGGAAGGAGAUUCCGUUGGGGAAGGGUACGAAGGACGCGAGGAAUUGACGGAUGAAGGAUGACGGAUGAAUGUGAGUGAGGUUGACGGGGGAUGAGGAGGAUAAUAAUAAUACACGGAAGAUUAAUAAUACACUUCGUGUGAGUUUUGAAGGGGGAGUGAAUUUUUCGAGGAGAAUUUCGAGGACGGGAAGGACGAGAAGGGGAGAGGAAAGUUGAAUGAGAAUUGGAAAUUCUUCGCGGGUCGUUUUGUUCGUUCCGAAGAUUCCGAAAGAUCGUGGAGGGAGAGGGGAUCGUUGUGGCGUGUGCAAAUUGUUGACUUUGACCGGCCACGUGAUCGAACGGGGGGGGAGGUGGAAGAAGAAGAUGCGACGAGCGGUAUUCGUCGGGAUACAUGAUCGAUUCGAAGAUACGAUGACGUUACACGAGUACGAGGUGAAAUGAGAAAUUGUUUAAGACGGUGCGAAACGAUGACACCGAUGAAACAUUGUAAUUAGAUAUAGGAGUCUAGUAAGAGGGGUCGAUUAAGGGAUCGCAGAAGAUUGGAAGAGUAGCGGUCGAGAUGUCGUCGAAAACGCUGCAUAACGAGCAUAUCAAGCGGCCGAUGAACGCGUUUAUGGUGUGGUCACGAGGGCAGCGACGGAAAAUGGCCCAGGAAAAUCCCAAGAUGCAUAAUUCCGAGAUUUCGAAGAGGCUCGGCGCCGAAUGGAAACUGCUCAGCGAAAGCGAGAAGCGGCCUUUCAUCGACGAGGCUAAAAGAUUAAGAGCCCUCCACAUGAAGGAGCAUCCAGAUUACAAGUACAGGCCCCGCAGGAAGCCGAAAUCCUUAGUGAAAAAGGAGAACAAAUUCGGUUUCUCGAUAUCACCGUUGAUGUCCUCGGGUGAAUCCCUGGGCAACAUAUCGAGAAGCCUCCUGCCACCUUUGGCGCCCCCAUCGCACCACACGUUGAUGAGCCACGAGGAUCUCAAGAUCCCCCGUUUUUUCCCGCCGUUUCCAUACCCUCUCUACCCAAUUCAACACAAAUUGGGAGAAGAAUUCAACGGCGGGAAACUGGCCGCGGAUCUCGCUCUCCAAGCUCUCUACGGAGGUGGCACCUUCUACUCCAGCCAUCAGACCAUGUCCUGGCCCGGUUUAUCAACGGCGACCUGUCUCCAGCCCAAUUGCGGAUGUCCAAGCCCCCCCAAAGACCCGAAGAGGCCUUACUUGCCCGCCAAAUUAGACGAAAGGCCGUUUCCAAGCCCUGGCAAGCCGGAAGACGAUGGAUUUCCCUCGGACAGGGAUUCAAGCAGGGAGGAGCCGCGAUACAGAAAACUGGAAGAGGAGAAUUUCUCGUCGUCGGUGGACAGGCAUCAGGAAGACAGAUCGCAGGAUCGAUUCUCCUCGUCUUCCUCCUCCUCCCUCCCCGAUCAAAACGAGAAGAUAGGCAACACCGCGCCGACGACUACGCCGUCAGCGACCACGAAAGUGGAGAGCGCGUUCUCGGUCCAAAAUUUGACAUCGUCCAGCUCGAAUUUAGGCAGCCAUCGUGGCGGCCACGUCAUAUGAAGACCGCUUCCGGUUCUCCCGGAUUUAAACUUCCGGGGGAACCUGGUACCACCCGGAUGGCCCAGCACCGACUGGUGGAGGGUACCACCGAUGCUCUCGCCGAUCCCCCAGGCAACCGUCACCAAUUUGAACGCGCCAGCCAAAGAGGACGAGGUCCAGUUCCAGGAGGAGCAGCAGAGGAAUGGAGUGAUGGCCAGAUCGAGGAGCAUCCACAUUGGAAAUGUACAGUGAUCAUCUCAAAGUUGAGAGAAAAUUUUGAACGAUUCUUUGCAACUCGAGGUAACACAGAUCGUGAUCGUAGGGACAGAUGUUGGGUGGACAUUCGUGUACAUAACGCGAAACGAAAUUCAAUCGAAUGGAAGAUAAUGGAUGAUAAGUGAACUCUUACGAGUUUAGAAGUUUUAGAAUCCGAGAUUGACUAGGAAAUGACCAGGAAGGCUGGAAUACCACCUCGAUCAUUCGUAACCUGUUGCGUUGUGUGAUAAUUCGAGCAGCCUAUUUCUUAGCGCGCCACGUUUUUUACGAUUGUACAUAAUAAUAACGAGGAGAAGAAAUCGCGAAAGAUGUCGAAAAGCUCGAUUAAGUUCCGCUUGAAAUCCGCUUGAUCCCCGCUUCAGCCUUCCACUGCGGAAGUGAAGCGCGCGAUCUUGCUCUCGAUGCCCUUUCUCUCAGCUUUCUCUCGGCGGAAUACGGUUUCCAAAAAAAAAUGGCGUCGAAGAAAAAUGAAUUCGAAGGAAAAUUCGUAAACCGACGUAUCCGGCGGCGGAUACCGCAAAGCCGAAUCGAUAACUCGCCACGGCCGGAAUCCCACAAAGAGAGAGAAAGAGAAAGAGAGAAAGAGAAAGAGAGAGAAUGAGCGAGCGGCGAAAGGGUCUUUUCCGGCAAAAGCGUGUACAGGGAUGCAAGAGAAGAGUCCAAUUUUGAUGAGAUAACCAACCCUCUCCGUGGCACAUAUUACCGCGCACGCGAGCCAAAGCGAGCCACACAGGAGGACAGAAAAGAGCCCCGUACGAGAGGUAGGAGAGAGAGAGAGAGAGAGAGAGAGAGAGAAAAAGAAAUAAAAAUAAAACCCCUCUUCGAGUGGAGGCAAAUCUCUUCUUUGGGGCGCGGCCAUGCGAAAUAAGCCAACCGUUUCUGAAUGCUAACGUAGAUGCGGGCCUGUAUACGCGUUAUACCACCCCCUCGCGAGAUGAUUUUAUUGCGUCGCGCAUCGAUACUGCAACUCUCUCUACGAUAUUUCAACUCAGUUCUCUUUCUUUUUUUUUCUUCUUUUUUUUUUUUUUUUUUUUUUACGGAUUUCCCUUUGUCCCUCGU